Molecule: messenger RNA, 204 nt
Organism: Triticum turgidum subsp. durum (durum wheat)
Lineage: Eukaryota; Viridiplantae; Streptophyta; Magnoliopsida; Poales; Poaceae
Source: the annotation of a GenBank genome assembly
AUGAGUGACCGAAGGUACGGGUACUCGUACCCACACAACCAAGAUGCAGGGUAUUACAACGGACCGCCGGUGAUGGCGCCGCCGCAGUACGCCCCGCCGCCGAGACGGCAGACGGGAUUCCUCGAAGGAUGCCUGGCUGCUCUGUGCUGCUGCUGCCUCGUCGACGAGUGCUGCUGCGACCCGUCCAUCAUAUUCGUGAGCUGA